AUGGAUCCCACACUUCCUAUCCACUGGGCGUUUAGCUGCCUGGCACUCAUCAUCAUGGGAAUAAGGCUUUGGGGGAGGAAAAAUGCUCGGCAAGACUUCAACCUCGGCGACCGUCUUACCAUGGCCGCUGCCGCGUGCGCUCUGAUCAGACUUGGAAUGAUUCACGUUGUCUUGACUUGGGGCACGAAUAACAUGACUGCUGCCCAGCGCCUGGGCCAUCACUUUACCUCCAGGGAGAUUUAUCAGCGGGAGAUCGGCAGCAAGCUGUCCAUCGCUAAUCGCGUAUUUUAUAACUCCUAUCUUUGGUUGCAGAAGCUUGUGCUGUUGGAUCUCUAUCGACGACUUAUUCACGACUUGCCGUAUGAGAAAUGGAUUCUAACGUCCUAUCUUUUCAUCUUCUUCGUCACCUAUACCAUUGUUCAGGUCUUUACGUUUAGCGAGUGCAAACCCUUUCACCUCUACUGGCAGGUUCUUCCUGACCCAGGCUCUUGUGCUCAAGCCCAGAUGCAACUUAUUGUGCUUGGUGUUCUCAAUAUCAUAACAGACUCUAUGCUCAUCGUCCUCCCGAUCCCGGUUAUCGUCAAACUCAAGGCACCCCUAGCUCGAAAAGCUCAAUUGUUGGCACUGUUCACACUUGGUAUAUUCAUCAUUGCUAUUACUGUCAUCCGACUACCAAUCAACUCUUCGCAUCCAUAUAGCCAAGUCAACCGUACGACCUGGGCAAGCACCGAGCUCCUUACAGCUGCCAUUGUCGUUAAUGCGCCGACACUCUACUCAUUCUGGAAUAAGAGGCGGCGAGAAAGAUCCACGCCUCGUGAACAAGCGCAGGGCGACAGUGAUAAAGCCGGAGAUCGGAUUGCUAUGGAAACCAUUGGCGGCAGUACGUAUUCUGGUAGCGGAGGCCCGAAGCGCAAACCGACUGGAGGGAUCAUACAGACAAAGGAGGUGAUUGUGUCUGAAUACAGAAAAAGCGGCGACUACAUCAAACUGCCUGACGAGCGAGAUCAUACGUCGCAGCAUUCCAGUUAG
Molecule: messenger RNA, 1029 nt
Organism: Trichoderma aggressivum f. europaeum
Lineage: Eukaryota; Fungi; Ascomycota; Sordariomycetes; Hypocreales; Hypocreaceae
Exons: 3
Coding region: 1-1029 (342 amino acids)
Source: RefSeq, a predicted model, not a curated record